Molecule: messenger RNA, 2990 nt
Organism: Sesamum indicum (sesame)
Lineage: Eukaryota; Viridiplantae; Streptophyta; Magnoliopsida; Lamiales; Pedaliaceae
Gene: CRS1
Product: maize chloroplast splicing factor-like protein
Biological process (GO): RNA splicing, via transesterification reactions
Molecular function (GO): mRNA binding
Source: RefSeq, a predicted model, not a curated record
AUUGAAGGACUUUUUUGUAUGAGAAAUCAGAUAAACUGCGUUCUCCACCUCAGACGACGCUGCCCGUUCAAUACACCAACAGUCCCGCCGUGUAGGCGUGGUGGCGCCGCCGCCUUCUUGCUGCAACUGCCGGAAAUCACGACGGGAGGCCCCCGUAAAUGUUGAAUUCCCAUCUUAAUAGAUUGUGCGACUGAGUUACCUUUGGAAACAGUUUCUGCGAUAUUUCAUUAUAGAUAUUUUCAUCGAUAGUGAUCCCAUGUCUACCUCUCCUUCUCUAUCGCAUUUUUCAAUCGCCAUCUCUCCUUUCCCUUGCAAUUCCGCAAAAAUUCCAACUAGCUCUAUCACUUUUGGUCCUCCUAAGUUUAAUUUCAUCGUCUUUUCUAGCUCUCCGACUAAUGGCGGUAACAGAACAAAAAUUGAAGGCAGAAGCAUUGAACAUGAACGGAUGGAUUAUCAUGUAAAAUCUUCUGAACCUAUUUCACAUUCAGGUUCAGGAAUCAAAGGUCCAACUGCUCCAUGGAUGAAUGGAACUCUUCUGGUUAAGCCCAAUGAAAUCAUGGAAUUUAGGAAGUCAAGAACUAACAGAGAUUCCACUUUUGGUGAAAAUAGAAAACAUCCUGAUGUGGAUUUGACUGGAAAAGUGGGGGGUGGAAGAGGUAAGGUGGCGAUGAAGAAAAUCUUUAAAGGCAUCGAAAAGCUCCAAGAAAACCAGAAUUUAGAAGAAACCAGAAACGACCCUAAAAAUCUCAAGUUCAGAUUUGCACCAGGAGCUCUCUGGGGAGAUGGGGACUGUGAAAAUGGUUCUGAAGUUGAGGAAAAAUCUGAGGCAGCACAGGAGAGUUGGGAAAGUAAUGGAUUUGAUAUUCCUUUGCCUGAGGUUGAGAAAGAAGUGAAAUUGAAGGAAAUGCCAUGGCAGAGGCAUGAGAAAAUGGUUAUUAGGAUGGUAAAGAAGGAGAAGGUAGUGAGAGCUGAUGAGUUGGGACUUGAUGAAAUGUUGCUGGAAAGGCUGAGGGGUGAGGCUGCAACAAUAAGAAAAUGGGUGAAGGUUAAGAAAGCUGGGGUGACUCAAGCUGUUGUUGAUCAAGUUCAUUUUGUUUGGAGAAACAACGAGCUAGCCUUGCUUAAAUUUGACCUCCCCUUGUGCCGAAAUAUGCAUAGAGCACGAGAAAUCGUUGAGAUGAAGACAGGAGGGGUUGUCGUUUGGAGUAAUAAAGACUUUCUUGCUGUUUAUAGAGGGUGCAAUUACAAGUCAGGUUCGAAAAACUUUUGGAACAAACAUGGCAAGUCUGCCGGUGAUGAAGAAAAUUUUUCCUCCACUAUGAAUCACCAAAAUACUACAACUGUAGCCCGAGUAAGUCCUGAUGGUAGUGCUCUAGAUGAAAUGAUCCAUGAAAAAGAUGGUGAAUGGGAAAGUUUACACAUGCCAUCACUAUAUGAAAGAGAAGCUGAUAGAUUAUUGGAUGGAUUAGGUCCACGCUUUGUUGAUUGGUGGAUGCAAAAGCCUUUGCCUGUUGACGCAGACUUGCUUCCAGAACUUGUUCCUGGAUUUAAGACACCUUUCAGGCUUUGUCCACCUUUUACUAGAUCGAAGCUGACAGAUGCUGAGCUUACAUAUCUGAGGAAGCUUGCUCGUCCUUUACCGACUCAUUUUGUUCUUGGAAGAAACAGGAAACUGCAAGGAUUGGCAGCAGCCAUCCUAAAAUUGUGGGAAAAAUGCCAUAUAGCAAAGAUUGCUUUGAAGUGGGGGAUUCCAAACACAGAUAAUGAGCAAAUGGCUAAUGAGCUUAAGAAUCUCACUGGAGGAGUUCUUUUACUGCGUAAUAAGUACUUGAUAAUUCUUUAUAGAGGCAAGGACUUUGUUCCCUCUGAAGUUGCAGAAGCAGUGGCUGAACGAGAAAUGGAGCUAACAAGAUGCCAACUUCGGGAAGAAACUGCAAGACUAAAAGCAAGUGAAGCCUUUUCCAUCAGUGAUGAAGAUUCAGUUAACUCUGGGAUUGUGGGUACUUUAUCAGAAUUUCAGCAUAUUCACUCAGAAAUUGGGAACCACAAGAAAAGGGAGACUGAGAUUGAAGUUCAACUGGAAGCAGAACGGGAAAGACUGGAAAAGGAACUCAAAGAACAAGAGCGAAAGCUAUAUAUUCUUAAGAAAAAGAUAGAGAAGUCGGCUAAAAGACUAGAGAAACUAAAAAAUGCAUCGAGAUUUUCUGAGCAAGAUCCAGAUGUGGAAGUUAUCUCCAAAGAGGAGAGACAAUGUCUAAGGGAGAUGGGAUUGAAAAUUGAUAGCAGCUUAGUGCUUGGAAGGCGUGGGGUUUAUGAUGGUGUCAUAGAAGGAAUACAUCAACACUGGAAGCACAGAGAAAUUGUUAAAGUGAUUACAAUGCAGAAAAAGCUUUUGCAGGUCUUGCACACAGCGAAAUGUCUUGAGGCAGAAAGUGGUGGGAUCCUUGUCAACGUAAUUAAGCUUAAAGAAGGGCAUGCAAUAAUACUUUAUCGUGGGAAAAACUACAAACGCCCAAAGUCAGCAGCACAAAAUUUGCUGAGUAAAAAAGAGGCAUUAUCGAGGUCUCUUGAAAUCCAGAGACUUGGUUCUCUGAAGUUCUUCGCCAAUCAAAGAGAGCAGGCAAUCUGUGAUCUAAAAUCUGAGCUGGCUGAGCUCUUAGAAAAGAAGAAUUGAUUCCAGAAGCUGGUAAGCCUAUUCAACGUGUAUAUUCUUGCAACUCUUUCAAUUCUUUUUUUUGGAGUGAAACAUGGUGGAUAAAGAACUAUGCAACACAUGUAAAGGGUAUGAAAUCGCUGGUUUUGGAUUCUCUUUCCAAUGGUUUGAUAACAACCAUCGCAUUCUAGAUCUGACAUUCAGUUAGAAUUUUCGCUUCAAUGCAGCGGCCAGCCAACCUCGUCCAGGCAGAAAUUGAAUAUGUGGUAAAAAUAGUCAUCCGGGACAACCCCUGUUUUUCACAAUCAAAUAAUGCAGCAGGGUACCCAGCAGGCUG